This is a messenger RNA of Amaranthus tricolor (Joseph's coat), 3435 nucleotides long. RefSeq names its product serine/threonine-protein kinase EDR1. Gene Ontology annotation, biological process: protein phosphorylation. Gene Ontology annotation, molecular function: ATP binding; protein kinase activity. The coding region runs from base 144 to 2912 and encodes 922 amino acids. Lineage: Eukaryota; Viridiplantae; Streptophyta; Magnoliopsida; Caryophyllales; Amaranthaceae. The record is from RefSeq and is a predicted model, not a curated record. The transcript has 14 exons.
ACUCAGAAAAUCAAAAAAUAAAAAAAGAACAUCAACUCAAAAGUGGAACAGCAAAAACCUUUCGAUUUCUCAAUUCUCCAAAUUUCUUCCCUUUCUCUCUCUUAAAUCGCCAUUGAUGUAAAGCUUUAGCAACUAACAACACCAUGUCGAAGAUGAAACAUCUAUUGCGGAAACUUCACAUCGGCAACGACCAUCACAAUCGCCAUCAUACUGCUCGUCGAAUACCUAAUAAUCGAACGCAGUCUACGGAGAGUUCUUCUUCAGCGACGACUCCGCCUUCUUCGUCAAAUUCCUCAUCGCCGCCUUCAGUUUCGUCGUCUACUGAUCGAACUUCAAUUGCUAGAGAAUCGCAAUCGCAGCCGCCGGCAACAACGAUGACGACAACGGAAAGUGUUGGUGCCAAUGUGAUUAGUAGAAAUAAUAAUAAUAAUAAUGAUCCCUCCGAUUUCAAUUUGAUUGAAGAAGAUUUUCAGCUUCAAUUAGCAAUGGCAAUCAGUGCUUCGGAUCCUGAAACUCGAAAUGACGAUGAAUCCGAUCAUCAGAUCAUGGCCGCUAAACAAUUGAGUCUUGCUUGUUCUCCUUCCGUGCCCGAUAAUGAAAAACUUAGUGAAUUUUUGUCGCUUAAAUAUUGGAACUACAAUGUCAUUCAAUAUGAUGAGAAGGUAGUGGAUGGAUUUUAUGAUGUUUAUGCAAUUGCUUCGCACCCAACUGCACAAGGGGAAAUGCCGUUGCUUGUAGAUCUUCAAGCUAUUUCCAUUUUCAGCAAUGUGGAGUAUGAAGUUGUCUUAGUGAAUAGGUCAAUUGAUACUCAAUUACAGCAGCUUGAAAACAAAGUGUAUGCUAUAUCAGUGGAAUGUAAAGUUCUGGGACUUGAGAUGUAUUUGAAUAAUUUAAUUCAAAGAUUAGCUGAUCUUGUUGUCGAUAGACUGGGUGGUCCUGUUGCUAAUGCUGAAGAAAUAACAACUAGGUGGCGAGUGAGAAGUAAUCAGUUGAAGGCUUCUUACAACACCAUUGUUCUUCCUCUUGGUUGUCUCAAUGUUGGGCUUUCUCGCCAUCGUGCAUUGCUAUUUAAGGUACUUGCUGAUAGGAUUAAUCUUCCAUGUAUGCUUGUGAAAGGGAGUCUGUACACCGGGACUGAUGAGGGAGCUGUGAACUUGAUUAAAUUUGAUGAUGGAAGUGAGUACAUAAUCGAUUUGAUGGGUGCUCCCGGGACACUAAUUCCUUCUGAGGUGCCUAGUAGUCUUCUUCUGGACACUGCACUGGAAGCAAGAGGCUUGUCCAAUUGUACUGCUGUCAACAACUUAAGUUUGGCUUUUGACAAUGUGAUUGGGUUUGAUGGAAAUAUACGUGAUAUUGUUGUGGUUCCUGAAGCUUUUGGCUCCAAUUUGGAAGGAUCAGCCUUGGAUGCAGAAGCAAAACAAGUAAAUGAGAUUAAUGUUAAAUCAGAUUUGUGUGACAUAUCCGAUUAUGCCUUUGUAAAGCCUGUGAGAUCAGAAUAUAGUUUGUCUGAGUUCUCUUCAAGUUCUGUUGAAGAAGCUUCCCUUGCACAAGAAAAGAAAGUCCAGGAUGUUUCAAAAUAUGUAAUAAGUGCUGCAAAAGAUCCUGAAUUUGCACAGAAACUACAUGCAGUUUUGUUAGAAAGUGGAGCUUCGCCUCCUGCUGAUUUAUUUGUGGAUAUGAGUCCUAGCAUUUUACGUGAAAAGAGACUGAUUGAAGUAGUCCAACCAACAAGACAAGAAACUCUCUGCUAUGGAGAUUCUUACAACUGUGAUAUGCCUGAUCAUAGCGCAGACUAUGUGACAAGGCAGUGUUUGCAACUGGGUCCAAAUCUUCCUUGUUUUCCUCGACCUAAUGCUGAGAGUGUUCUUGCUGUUACUGAAUCUGACAAAAUGACCACUAAUGGUGGUGCAGGUCACGAGGGAAAAGUUUCUCGAGAUUCCGGAGGAAAGAUUUCAAACCGAACUGAAUCAGGUGAAGAAUCCGGUGUUCAGUUAGAGAUUACUAAAGGAAUGCACUAUCCUAAUGAUGGCCUCAAUGAGUACCUUAGCCCUGUUUCUAGUGAGGGAAUCUGCCCUGUGCUUGGUGAGUUUGCAGAAUGGGAGAUACCAUGGGAGGAUCUCCAGAUUGGAGAAAGAAUCGGUAUAGGUUCCUAUGGUGAAGUUUACCGUGCUGAUUGGAACGGCACCGAGGUUGCUGUAAAAAAGUUCUUGGUACAAGAUUUGACUGGUGAUGUACUUGUUCAGUUUAAAUGUGAAGCUGAAAUGAUGAUAAGGUUAAGACAUCCCAAUGUUGUUCUCUUUAUGGGUGCUGUUACUCGCCCUCCAAAUCUCUCCAUCCUUACAGAGUUCCUUCCCCGAGGGAGUUUGUACAGGUUGUUGCAUCGAUCUGGCUCUCAAAUUGAUGAAAAGAAAAGAAUGAAAAUGGCUCUGGAUGUGGCUAGGGGAAUGAAUUACUUGCACACAAGUCAUCCAACUGUUGUCCAUCGAGAUUUGAAGUCCCCAAAUCUUCUUGUUGACAAAAAUUGGGUUGUUAAGGUCUGUGAUUUCGGUUUAUCACGCUUGAAGCACCACACCUUUUUGUCUUCCAACUCUACUGCUGGAACGCCUGAAUGGAUGGCACCUGAAGUUCUAAGAAAUGAGCCAUCCAACGAAAAGUGCGACAUUUACAGCUUUGGCGUGAUAUUGUGGGAAUUGGCUACAUUAUGUGUACCAUGGACUGGGUUAAACCCAAUGCAAGUUGUUGGAGCUGUUGGAUUUCAGAACAGACGCCUCACAAUCCCCGAAGAAGUAGAUCCAAUGGUUGCUCAGAUCAUACGGGAAUGUUGGGAGAACGAUCCUCGUUUGAGGCCCUCUUUCUCACAGCUUAUCUUCCGCCUUAAGGGUCUUCAUCGCCUAAUUGUACAGAAUGAUUAAACAAGUGUGAUAUAUCCAUUGUGUUCAUAGUUAGAAUUUUUUGCUUGGCUCGAAGAGCUAGAGUAACAGUAGCAGCUGAAGCAUGGCUGCGUAAACCGAUUUUUUUUGUUGUGAAGAAACACACAGAACGCUGAGUUGUUAGAUGAGUUCAUUCGAAGCGGGAACUCAGCGCUACCAGUUCAGAAGUUCAAGAGAACCGUGGACGUCCUCAAAAAAUUGUUUCGGCUGUGCGAAGCGCAGUAGAGGCUGCCAUGGGGAUUAGCUGUUGUAGGAUUGCAAGUGUUAAUAUUAAUUAUAUGUGCAAGGAAAAUCUGACAAAAGAAAAAUCCAAAGUGUACAAGUUUGAUUGGGAAAAAAAAAAAAGAAAAAUAAAGUGAAUAAAACCACAGUUUUGUGUCUUUUUUUUGUAUAAUAUUGUUCUCAACAUGCAAUUGGAAUGGUAAAUACUUGGUUUAUGAAUUUAUUUUGAAAUGUAAAGGAAAGAAAGGGUAAAGCACAAAAUUAUUCCCUUAAUUUGUUUGCA